GCGACGCUGCCGGGGAAAGGUCGGCGGCGAGGCGGACUGCCUUUAGUCGUUGCGUGGCCGACACCCCCGCAGCAUGGCGACCCUAGCUUCGUUGCCCGCUGCCGGCCUCCUCUACUGGGUCGGGGCGCUGAGCGCCGCCUACGUCACCCUGCGGGCCGGCUACCGCCUGGUGGCCGGGCUCCGCGUCUGGGUGCUGGGCCGCCGCGCCCUGCCGGGCCCGGGGCUGGGCGCCUGGGCAGUGGUCACAGGUGCCACAGAUGGAAUUGGAAAAGCCUAUGCAGAAGAGUUAGCAAGGUGUGGAAUGAAAAUAGCUCUUAUCAGCAGAUCUCAAGAAAAACUAGAUCAGGUUGCCAGUCAAAUAAGAAAAAAAUCUGGAUCCUGCUGCCAGUAUCAAGCACUUCACUAUUCACUGGAUAAGCAGGCUCCUCUCAACUCUUUCUGGUUUCUCAAGCAACAGCAUUCCUUAAGAGGAGGAAAUUUGGCAAACUGUCUUCAUCGCAAGGCUUUUGGUGAACUUGCAGACCCAUCACGUUGCCCUGACCCUAGUUCCUGCUCUUUUUAUUUGUCCCUAGGUCAUUCCUGAAUCCAACUCCUGACCUUUAAUGUGAUCUCUGCUGCUUGGCUUGGGCUUCAUGAACCUAGGCUGACUUGCAGCUUCCUGAUUCUGGUCCCUUGACAUUUUGCUUGUUCUGAAGAAGGCCUAUAGUUGGGUGGGAACAAGGAGCUCUUUAACUAGAAAUGGAGGAUUUAGGAGGAUGUUGGUACACUUAUUGGUAACAGCUGACUCUGCCUAUGAAAGGCCAGUGUGUUCCUAGGAUACAUCCAGAGUUAUUUUCAGUAGAAGUAGGGAAGCAUCUCUUUCUUCCCCUGUGUACAAUUUACUCAUCUUCAAAAAGACCAACUCAAACUGACAUGGGUACAGGGAGAAGAUCUAGGAUGCUCAAGGAAAUGAUCAGUCUUUCAGUUAUUUCCUUGUGUGUUAGAGCUUUGUCUGUCUGGAAAACCAAGGCUGAAAGAAGAUAUGACUGUGCUUAUAAAUGCAUCAUGGUAAAUACGAAGUCAGUAAAAGCUGUUUUAAGCUAAAGGAGAACAGUAACACAGGAACAAAUGGGUAUAAUCUGACCAUAAAUCUAGGCUGGAAAUGAAAAGCUUCCUAAAUAUUGGAGCACUGGGGUUAAUAAACAGCUUUUAGUUAGAGUAUUGAGGGUAAAAAAAAAACAAACAAAAACAACAACAACAAAAAACCCCAAACGGGGGCGGAGG
Messenger RNA from Alligator sinensis (Chinese alligator), 1263 nucleotides. RefSeq names its product very-long-chain 3-oxoacyl-CoA reductase-like. The record is from RefSeq and is a predicted model, not a curated record. Gene Ontology annotation, molecular function: oxidoreductase activity. The transcript is spliced from 4 exons. Bases 74 to 583 code for a protein of 169 amino acids. Lineage: Eukaryota; Metazoa; Chordata; Crocodylia; Alligatoridae. Gene Ontology annotation, cellular component: endoplasmic reticulum.